Messenger RNA from Python bivittatus (Burmese python), 1005 nucleotides. Lineage: Eukaryota; Metazoa; Chordata; Lepidosauria; Squamata; Pythonidae. The record is from RefSeq and is a predicted model, not a curated record.
CGGACCCAGUGGUACAGAUCGAAGGCAAUCCACAUUGUUGUUUCUUCAACUUCAGCCCCAAGAUUAUGUUCACCAAGGUAGUAAAGGCACAGCUCUGGGUGUACCUACGGCCUGUUCAACACACAUCCACAGUUUAUCUACAGAUCCUGCGUCUUAAGCCAGUGACAGAGGAUGGUAGCCGCCACAUCCGCAUCCGCUCACUCAAGAUUGACCUGAAUUCACGCAUUGGCCACUGGCAGAGCAUUGACUUCAAGCAUGUGCUACAGAACUGGUUCAAGCAGCCUCAGAACAACUGGGGUAUCGAGAUCAAUGCUUUUGAUCCCAGUGGCAAUGACCUGGCUGUGACUUCUCUUGGGCCUGGUGCUGAAGGCCUGCACCCCUUCAUGGAGCUGCGUGUGCUGGAGAACAACAAACGGUCCCGACGGAAUUUAGGGUUAGACUGUGAUGAGCACUCAACUGAAUCCCGCUGCUGCCGGUACCCCCUGACUGUUGACUUUGAAGCCUUCGGCUGGGACUGGAUUAUUGCCCCGAAGCGGUACAAAGCCAACUAUUGUUCAGGCCAGUGUGAAUAUAUGUUCAUGCAGAAAUAUCCCCAUACCCACUUGGUGCAGCAAGCUAAUCCCCGGGGUUCAGCAGGGCCAUGCUGUACACCCACCAAGAUGUCCCCUAUCAACAUGCUGUAUUUCAAUGACAAACAGCAGAUCAUCUAUGGCAAAAUCCCUGGCAUGGUUGUUGACAGGUGUGGAUGCUCUUAAACUCCCAGCCUGUUCUGUUACAUCCUUUUCCUGUUCCCCCGGAUUCUUGUUUCGAUGAUGCACCCUGACAUUGAUGAAUCCAUUCAUUAGCAUUUUAAAACACUUUUGAAGAGAAAGUAAUUGUGGGAAAAGAACAAAAUGAAUAGAAUUGUAUUGAAAAUCUCUGAAGUGACAACAUGCGCUGUGCAAUAAUCAAAACAGACAUCACAUUAAUGGAGAGUGGAUGAGUUGGCUUGGAUCAAUACUUUCA